UGCCCCGCCAAAGCUGGUGCGCCAUACCCUCAGCCACGCCCGCUGCCCUGUAUGGUUACGCCCCCUCCCAAUGGCUAAUGUCUGUCCAAUCACUGACUUCCUUACCCCCGCCCCCAACCAACUGACUUUCUCUGCCUCCAGCGGCUUCCAGAACCUUCGCUAGGUUCCUCCACGUCCAGUCCCGGCCCCUCCCCGUCCCAGCCCCUCUUGCUUCACUGAUUCCUCAGCCACCCUGACAGACUUUGUUCCCUUCUGCCUGUUCUCCGGGGGGGCAUCUUCCUUACUCCUUCACCGACCCCCUUCCCUCCACCAACGGAAGAGGCAGUGAGGACUCAGCUUGCCGGCUUACAACCGUCUGCCCAGUCGCCUCCACCUUGAGACGCAGCUGUCCUGUCUGUGCUGAGGAAACGACACCACUGCCCCCGUGCCCACCAUCUCUGCAGCCACCGCACUGUCACCAUGUCCAACCCUCCUGCCCCCAGUGAGCAACCCAGCCACAGCAGCGGCGCUGGUGCCCCUAGCAUGAGACGUGUCAUGGUGCCACAGCAAGUGGGUCUCAGGAUGGGCAGGGGGGCUCCUCCGGAAUGGGCCCAGGCGGGCGGCAGGAGCAGGGCCACCAGAAGCCAGGACCAGACUGGCGCCUGUAGGUGGCCAUCGCACAGGUUGCGACCCGAAGAGCAGAUGGAGCCCGCUGGGAGUCGCUCGGUGGUGCACUAUCUGCAGCGCCGCUCGGUGGGCGCACGGGGCCGCCCCAGUCUCCAGGCCUUCGGGGACCAGUUGCAGAGAAGUGCAGUAACGAGGCUGCCAGAGCUGCUGACCGAACGCCAGCUGGGCCUGGGCAGCUUGGACAAAGUGUUCGCAUCACAGUGGCUGAAUGACAGGCAGGUGGUGUGUGGCACCAAGUGCAACACGCUUUUCGUGCUGGACGUGCACACGGGCCACAUCGCACCCAUCUCCUUGAUGCAGGACAGGAGGCCCAGAUGGGCCUAUGCACAGUCUGCUUCUGGCAUCCGUGCCAUCGAGCUGAAUCUCUCCAAGACACUGCUGGCCACUGGAGGUGAAAACCCCAACAGCCUAGCGGUCUACCAGCUGCCCUCCCUAGACCCCAUAUGCCUGGGCGACCGCCAUGGACACAACCACGCCAUUACCGCCAUCGCAUGGAUCAGUGACACUGUGGCUGUUAGUGGCUCCUGGGACGGGACCUUGGCUGUAUGGAGAGUGGAUCAUGACAUGUCCAGCGCCAGCUUUCCUAGGUACAAUGAGCAGGGGCUUCCAUUGUAUGCCCACAUGCGUCCCAGAGACAGACUGGUCAUCCCUGGAUCCAGUAUCCACUAUGGCAUCACCAAAGUGCAAGCCCUGGCCUUCAGUGACAAGAGGCAGGAACUGGCAGCAGUGUCCCUGGAUGGCUACUUCCACCUGUGGAGAGCCCAUAACACUCUGUCUAGGCUGCACUCAUUUAGCCUUCCCUUUGACCAACAAAAUAUGUGCCUGACGUACUGCGAUGAGUUUUCCUUGUAUGCAGUGGGCUCACAGUCUCAUGUCUGUUUAUUGGAUCUGCGCCAAGGUCACCUGAAUGCUGAGGUGAGACCCGUGUGUAACAUAGAGGGUGGCAUUGGUGUGCGCUCAAUGACCUCGUACCAGCAUACUAUUACCAUGGGCAUGGGCCAUGGCUGCCUGUUCUUCUUUGACAUCCGUGCUCAGAAGUUCCAGGAGGAGAGGUCUGUCACCAGCCCGGACUCCUUUCCUGAGCCCUCAGGCAGGAAGCUCAGACUCACCUGUGGCAAAGGCUGGCUCAACCCUGAUGAUGCCUGGAUGAACAACUUCCAUGGCAUUGAGGCGCUCCCAUAUGCGGUCUACACCCACUGCUACAACUGGCCUCAGAUGAAGCUCUUCGUAGCUGGAGGACCUCUCGCUUCCGAGUUGCGUGGGCACUAUGCAGGCAUCUGGAGCUAAGGACCGCUGCCUCCUUCUCAAAGUACACACAUUUGUUUUGUUUUUCACUUCUGUGUAACUUUCCUUCUUUAGGUGACGUUCGCAGUUUUCACUCUGUGUCUUUUGUCUUCCAGGUCGAACAGACUCAGGUUUACAAGUGUGCUUUUAAGAGGAGAGAUUGAGAUGCUUGCUCAAUCAAAAGUUGAGUUUAAAUAUUUUA
Fukomys damarensis (Damara mole-rat) is the source of this 2152-nucleotide messenger RNA. RefSeq names its product DDB1- and CUL4-associated factor 12-like protein 2. Gene Ontology annotation, cellular component: Cul4-RING E3 ubiquitin ligase complex. The coding region runs from base 460 to 1953 and encodes 497 amino acids. Gene Ontology annotation, molecular function: protein binding. The transcript has 2 exons. The record is from RefSeq and is a predicted model, not a curated record. Lineage: Eukaryota; Metazoa; Chordata; Mammalia; Rodentia; Bathyergidae.